GUCACUUCCGGCGCGGCCCCGCGCGGGCCCGGGGGAGGCCGCUCCUGCCUGAUCCGGAUCUGCCAAACCCGGCCCGGCCAUGGCCACCUCGGAGUGGCUGCGCUUCUUCGAGGACGCCGGGAUCCCGCCGGGCCCCGCGCUGGGCUACGCCGUGGCCUUCGUGGACAACAGGAUCCACAAGGACAUGCUGCUGGAGCUGACCAAGGAGCUGAUGAAGGAUUUGGGGGUGACGGCCGUGGGCGACGUCAUCGCCAUCCUGCGCCACGCCCGCCUGGUGCACCGGCAGGAGAUGUGCCGCGCGGCCUCGGAGGCGCUGCGGGAUCAAGUGGAUCACCGGGAUCGGCGGGAUCGGCGGGACUGGGGUCACCAGGAUCACUGGGAUCAGGAGCAGCGGGAUCACCGGGAUCGGGAUCUCCAGGAUCAGCAGGAUCAGGAUCACCGGGAUCAGCGGGAUCCCCGGGAUCUCCGGGAUCAGCGGGAUCGGGAUCAGCGGGAUCCCGUCGGGGCGGCGGGCAGGAUGAUCGCCAACAGCCUGAGCCGGGAUCCCGCCCCACGGAACCCGCCCGGCGCCGGGAUCUGCGUCACCGUCCCCAACGGCGCCGGCGGCUCCGGCCCCACGGCGGCUCCAGCGGCUCCGCGGCAGCGUCGGGUGACGGCCGCGGCCCCGGGCCGGUACCGGAUCCCCCGGAUCCCCCGGAUCCCCCGGAUCUCCCGGAUCUCCCCGCCCCAGGCCGGCGCCGGCCGCCAGAUCCUGCGCCAGAUCCCACCUGCCGCCCCCGCCCCGGCCCGGCCGUCGGUGUUCGAGCGCCUCGGGGCCGAGGCCAAAGCGGCCACGGGGAAGCCCUCGGGGGUGUUCGGCCGCCUGGGCGCGGCCCCGGAGAGCUCCGGGGAUCCCUCGGGGGAUCCUCAGGGGGAUCCAUCAGGGGAUCAGGCGGAUCCCGAGGCGCUGCCCUACGCCGGAGUGCUGAAGCGGCGCCGGGAUGGAUCUGCAGCGAUGCAGGACGGGGCCGUGUCCAGCAGCUCCUGCGGCUCCUCCUGCGGCGGCAGCGCCUCCCGCAGCUCCUGCGGCUCCCGCAGCGUCUUCCGCAGGCUGGGCCGGCAGCCCCGCUGAGACACGAUCCCGGGAUCCACUGGGAUCCAACGGGGUCUGCAGGGAUCUGGCGGGUGAGCACAGCGGUGUCGGCGAGGGGG
This is a messenger RNA of Taeniopygia guttata (zebra finch), 1191 nucleotides long. Lineage: Eukaryota; Metazoa; Chordata; Aves; Passeriformes; Estrildidae. The record is from RefSeq and is a predicted model, not a curated record.